Messenger RNA from Cucurbita pepo subsp. pepo (vegetable marrow), 911 nucleotides. Its product is annotated as autophagy-related protein 8C. The record is from RefSeq and is a predicted model, not a curated record. NCBI's taxonomy places the organism in Eukaryota, Viridiplantae, Streptophyta, Magnoliopsida, Cucurbitales, Cucurbitaceae.
UUCGUCGUCUCCAAGUGUUCGGCCUUUAUUUUACGAUCGACCUCUCACAGCUUGAUCUUCCUGUCUCUUUGGUCAUUUUCGUUUAAUUAGCUCUACCAAUUGAUAUUUUGUUGUUUUCGAUUCUGUUUCCAUUGAACUUCUGGGCCUGGAUUUUGUGCUGUUGUAAUGAUCUGAUGCUUGAAUUCGCAGAUAUCGUUUGAGAUUCCCCAUGGCUAAAAGCUCGUUCAAGCUCGAACAUCCUCUAGAAAGGAGACAAGCAGAAGCUGCUCGCAUCAGGGAGAAAUAUCCGGAUAGAAUUCCCGUGAUUGUGGAGAAAGCUGAAAGGAGUGACAUUCCUGACAUUGAUAAGAAGAAGUACCUUGUCCCAGCUGACCUCACGGUUGGGCAGUUUGUUUAUGUUGUCCGGAAAAGGAUUAAGCUUAGUUCCGAGAAGGCUAUUUUCAUCUUUAUCCAAAACACACUACCUCCAACUGCUGCUUUGAUGUCAUCCAUCUAUGAAGAUAACAAGGAUGAAGAUGGUUUUCUUUACAUGACUUACAGUGGAGAGAACACCUUUGGAUUCUGAUGACUUCAAAUCACACUUCGUCUGUAAAUGAAACUUAAAAAGCUGUAAAUUCUCCUUGCUUGCUUCCCCAUGUCAGCUAUCUCAGCUUCUUGUCUAUUUCCGAUUACCUUAGGCCUAUCUUUCCACUGGCACUAGUAGUGUUAGUACCUGUUGCUCAUUAAGAACUUCAUUAAGUGUUGGGCUCUGGAUUUCAUGGUGUUCUUCCCCGCCCAAACUGUGAAAAGAAAUGUGGGUGUUUGUGUGGUGAGAAUCCAUGGUUUCCAUUCCCCUAUUCUAAUGUCUAUUUCAUGUAAGCAUCAGAUGUUUCUGGCUAUUAAUUUCCACGUUUGCCUCGUUUUAAUGUUCA